Eriocheir sinensis (Chinese mitten crab) is the source of this 4699-nucleotide messenger RNA. RefSeq lists its product as uncharacterized. The record is from RefSeq and is a predicted model, not a curated record. NCBI's taxonomy places the organism in Eukaryota, Metazoa, Arthropoda, Malacostraca, Decapoda, Varunidae. The transcript has 5 exons. Gene Ontology annotation, molecular function: catalytic activity. Bases 172 to 1719 code for a protein of 515 amino acids.
AAUACAAAACGAAACGAGGGCCCCACCUAUUAUCACCUAAAGUAGUAUGACCAGCACGCACUCGACAGUAGUCAUUCUUUGCCCAAGUCUCGUCCAGUCAACACCACGGCUAACAGCACGUGAGUAGCUGAGGGCGUGACAAACAAGCGUUGCUACAAGGGGGAGAAGGUCAUGCUUCGUACAGCGACGCUCAGUGUGUGCCGGGCGUGGGGCGGCGUCUCCCUGAGGGCGCCCGCCGCCACCAUCACCACGAGCACGCGCGUCGAUCACUUCGUCUCCGAGACCUCGUUCACCCUCGCCGAGCCCGCCGACGAGCAGGCUUUGAUGUGGAGGUUCCCGGCGGACGACAGGACGCAGGCCAUGAUGGUGAGUGUGGAGCACGGCCUGAGCCAGACCAGCACCAUCACCCUCAACUCCAAGGCGCCCAUCACCCCUGACCUGAUGGAGGCGGCGCUCGGCCACGUCUACGACAAGAUCGCGUCACUCAGACUGUGCCUCCGACAGCGUCAAGGGCAGCUGUGGCUCGCUGACAUGCCGCAACGCAAGCUGGAUUUUCAGGUGGUAAGCGGAACAGACUUUGAGGAGGAACAUGCCGCCAUAGAAAAAUCACCGUUCAACCUCCACGAGGGGCCGCUGUGGAAAGCUCGGCUCAUGCCGUGCCCUGCCGACGCUCCUUGUGCUUUCCCCGAGGUGAAGGCAGCCUUCCCACAUCACUGUCACCUCUUCGUAUCCGCCAACCACGCAUUCAGUGACGGCGUGGUAAUGAUAACAAUGAAGAAUCUACUUCUCGGCAUCCUCGACAGCCUCCUCGAGGGCUCGCCCGUAGACACCACGCCGGUCGGGGAGCUCCGUGACAGCGUGGAGGUCAGAGAAGAAGAAAAGAGGAUUAAGGCCGAACUGGAAAGUGAUCCUGAGAGGCUUACGGAGGCCCUCAGAAAACUUUCAAUGAGCAAACAUCUUCCCCUGCUCAUGGAAGCUUAUGGCGUCCCAAAUGAAGCACACGAAGCAAAUCAAUCUACGAAGUAUCUGCAGCCGGUGCUCCUCGACAAUCAGAUGAUAGAGAAGAUCGCCGCCAAGUCUCGCUCCAUUGGCGCCACCCUCAACUCCUGCUUCAUUGCUGCCUUGAACGUGUCCAUGAUGGAGUUGGCGCGCGAGGGGGGGUUGGAAAGAGACGUUUAUAACCUUUCCACAAGACACCCCGUCGAUAGCCGCCGACUAAUGAAGGGCGUUAAGAGCCUUCCCCUUGGCUUCCACGCCAUGCCCAUCUCGCAGUACACCUCCACGCCACGUGAUGUAAAGAAAGACUUCUGGCAGUACUUGCAGCGCCUGGACACCGAGCUCCGCGAGAAGCUGAGCAAAAACUACAUGUGUGAACAGAGGGUGCUGGAGGCGAUGCUGAAGGCGCAGGGAUUCACGCUCGAGGCUACGUCCAGUCAAUCUCCGCCUGUCUAUGACUGUGACUACAUUUUCUCAAACCUUUACUCUCCGAAGGCCUCUCCACAGCAAGGCGUGGGCAAAAAUGUUCAAAUAACAAUGGAGGGCAACUACAUGAGCGUUCAAAGCGAGAAAAUUGCUGUGGGACAAGCUUUGUUCUCCUCCCGCGGCAAGGCCCGCCUCCAGGCCGCUUACUCCACAGCGGCCAUUACCAGGAGUGUGGCUGAGAGGAUUCUUCAGAAAAACGUCGCCAUGCUUCAUGAUAUCUCCAGAAUGGUGGAUUAAUGGUAACUGUUCUCCUGAGGAGUUAUGGCUUAGUAGUGAAAAGCCUUAUCUAGCCUUACUAUGACGUGAGUUGACGUUGACAAUUCGAAUGUUUUGAUUAACUUGUAAUGACCCGCCCGACGCGGAAAAGCCCCCAUAAUCCCGCUUGGCAGUGGGGCGCCGAGCCCUCCACCCGGAGGGCAGGGCGCGUGCCUUCCGCCUGGCUGGUGGAGAGUUCGGUAACCGGCGUCGGAGUUUCAUAUUUCCUCCUUCUCGGACUAAAUCAGUUUAGUGUUCCGUGACACUGAGAUGUCGUGUUUGAUGAAAAGUGCCUUCCAUCAGACACAUACAAAAGCUGAUACGAUAGGUCAAAGGUAGUAUCGGCUAAGUAGUGAUUGGCCUUACUAUGACGAGGAAUGACGCUGAUGUUCCGAAUGACUUCGACAAGUAUUUGUAUUGUGACGUAGGUUACCCAAGCUUAGUCUAUGGAACAGCCUUCGAGUCUUCGUCGCUUCGGUCCGGCAGGUUCUUCUUUCAGGUUCAGUGUUACAAUAACUUGAACGUCUCCAAAUUCCUUUACACUAUACUUGCACUUCUUUGCAUGGUGAUUCUUGCUGGAUUGAGGUAUUUACUAGCGGAAAAUUCACAAAAAUGACCAGACCAGCAUACUUGAUUUGUUUUAGAUCACACUGAUACUUUCCGGCUAUCAAAGUUUACUCUUAAGCGUUAUUCUUUUUCAAAGUUUCUUGCUCGACUCUCGCUACUCGGCACUAAUGCUGUCGCAGCUCGCCCACUCCGCUAUUGUAGCAAACUGUCCAUUGACUUUUGUAGACUCACCUAACAAGACUAUUUCCAGAGAGAGACGGACUGAAUGUAGCUACCAGGCGGCGAGAGGCCGUGGGCUGCUCCACCGGCUGGGCCGCGUGUUGACCGAGACCCCGCAGCGGCCGGGCUCGUUUUCACAUAAGUGGUACUGUAUGUAUACAAGCGACGGCUGUGGUGGCAGCUGUGACGCAAGACUCCUUUCCACACCGAUUCAUGCUGCGUCAAUUCAGAAAGAAUUAUGUUUGUUUGCAGGACAAUAAUUUUCUUUGUAGCAUUAGCAGAUUUUUUUUUCUUUUUUUUUAAGUAUAGUUUAAUUGAAGGAACUUUCUCAUUACACCCGAGGGAGAAGCAGGCGGGUUGUGGCCCUCACGAACCUCCACAACAGCCAGACGCUGCUUCUGGAGCUAAAAGACUGUCGAGCAUGGAUACUGUCCGAUGAACCAAGACCCAUAGAAGACAGGAACAAACCGCGCCCUCCUACCCCGCGUGCUGCUGACGUCAGGUGCCCUUCACAUAGCUCCGCUCCGCACUGUCAUACACUGGAAUUUUCCAUCUAUAGGUUAUUAUCAGCAUUUCCAGUAAUAUUAUCACCCAGUUAUAUUACACAUUUAUUUUCUUUUAUUAUUGUACAUUAUUUGUGAAAACAAUUAAUUACAAAGGUUGGAAGUAUGAACAAAAUUACGCGCACUUUCAUAUUUUGUAAGUAAAGUCACACCAGGGUGACAACUGGUUAAGAACUAUGAAUUAUGUUCAUUAUAUUUACCCGUGACAUCUCAAGUAAUGGACGGCGGACUCUUGAUUUUGCAACGCCCUUGUCUUUAAGCCGCGAAUUUUGGAAAAUCAACCACUUUGGUGCGAAUCGCCAUAACUCCCUUAUUUCUGGGGCUACAAAAAUGUUUUUGGUAUCAAUCGACGGCAAAAUAGAAGGGCUAUGUUUUUAAUAAGCGACCGGGCUCAAAAACCGACUCUAAAGGGUAAAACAUCGAAUAAAAAUCGACUCUGAAAAAAAAUUGAGUUCCCAACCUUGAAACCCACUCAUUUUUUUAGAAUUUUAAAAAUCUUAAUUAACAAAUAAUUUAGCCCUACCGAUGUGCUUUCCAAUAUGAUGCAUAACAUUUCCCUACUCCCAAUAGUUUCGUCGCUAGAGCUCGAAACGUAAACCCUUUUGAGAGCGAUUUUGACGAACUCCAGACACUGCCAUUUUUGUCUAGUGUGGCAUUGCUAUUGCCUCUAGAAGGCUGUAAUUUAGCAUGUAGCCUCUCUUGGCAAUGUAGUUUGACCAGCUCGAAGGAUUUUUUGAUAGCUCGAUUCCAAGUUUGUCGUCGAGCCGUCACAAAAUAGCCUGUUUUCGGCCCUUUUGCCGUCGAUUGAUACCAAAAACAUUUCUGUAUCCCCAGAAAUAAGGGAAUUAUGGCGAUUCACACCAAAGCGGUUGAUUUUCCAAAACUCACGACUUAAUGACCGGGCUGGGCCAAGUGUCCGGUCCAUAGUGUAGGGUUCACUGUAUCUACACAUCAAUUAAAGAUACAUCUACUUUACCAUUUUUGUAAUUUUAUUCGUAACUUUUCUUAUUAAUGAUGUUAAACUGAAUAAAUUCCUCUUCAUGAUACGAAUUCCCCCAAAAAUGUUCUUCAACGAACAAAGUAUGUGAUGACUUCAUGAAGUAAUGACACAAGCUAGGAAAUGUCUGAAACAGGCCCUGCCAUCACUCCCUUACCAGGUUUAAGAGACUACAGCCGCCUGUGGAACCAGCUUGUUCGCCACACCGACCUCCACCAUCGCGCGUCACUUCAAGACUUCAAGCGGGAGGUGAACAGCUGGAUUAGGACUUCUAGGCAGUAAUUCAAUGUGUGUCUUGUAUGUAGCUAUAGAUAGAUGAAGAUUAAAACUUUCAACUUUAGCACAAUCUUCUGUAAGCCCUGUUUAUAAAGAGAGAGAGAGAGAGAGAGAGAGAGAGAGAGAGAGAGAGAGAGAGAGAGAGAGAGAGAGAGAGAGAGAGAGAAUAUAUGAGGUACAUUAAUUCUUAGCAGGUGUCACCAGCGAUAGGGUCACAGGGCCCACGAAGCUUGAGCUAUUCUUUCAAGUAUCGUAAAUUACCUGUGUUUCUCUGGGACUGGUAACAUUUACACUUCAAUCCAAUAAGUGAGAUUAUUGUUAAUAAAAGUGUAGCUGAUCA